AUGGCCCCCGCAGACUUUUCUUCUGAGGAGGAGAUCCUAGAUCAAAUUGACAGGAUCACGGUUCAGCAAGAAGAGACGGCAGGGGAACCAUCUCUGGAAGAUUCUGAAGAGUUGUCAGACCAAGACAUCGAGAAGCUUCUGUUGAAGCCGGCGAAAGCCAAGAGACUCCCAGCUAUGUCCUUCCGCAAGGACUCAGAGUGCCUUAACAGGGAACCAUCUCUGAUUAAUUAUGACGCCGACGAGUUGCAGCAGAGGAUCAAGUAUGCUCAGAAAUUGGGACAGCGGAAAGUGUCACCGGUGACGACGGCAUUUGCAACAAAAUAUAUGAUCGCGGCAGAAUGUGCCCUUGCUGCUGAGAAGGAUGCUGAAGUGUCCCAAGAAGAGCGCGAAGCACUGAAACGAAGGGUGCAAGAACUCGAUUACAUGCUUGAGGUCCACCGAUCCCUCUACUACAUCCCGAAUACCGGAAUGCGGUACAUGCUCGCCCAGGCCAGAAAACUCGAACGCCUGCAGUUUCUAGCAACAUACGGCGACUAUUUUGCCAUUACGUGCAAGGAGGUGGCAGCAGCUACAAGGGAGACCGAAGCCCUGAAGUCUCAUCGAUCCAUCUUCACUAGAUGGUGGACAGAGAUUCAAAAGACUAUCCGAGCAGAAAAGGAAAAGCAAUCACAGAAGGAUGCCCCUCAAUUACUGACCGACUACCCCACAAUCCUUGCCGUGUCAAACUGUGCCGCUGUCUUGAAGAUCGACGAAGAGCAACUCUUUUGGACCAUUGAACAAUACGCCGAGCGAAAUGCGACUUUCCAUGCGGACAUCGACCUGAAGCUCCAACAAGGCACGUAUCCGGCUGGCGCCGAGAUCUUAUGUAAAGAUCUGAAGGUAGUCCAGCAACUCAAUGCGGACAGAGAGGACAAGGCACUCCUAUACGUGGAAGCCCUGAUCCAGCGCCUCAUCGAAAAAUGGUUCACCUAUGAUGAGGGCGAAGAGGAAAUGUCCGAUACCUGGCUGCCGACCGAACUGGCGAAGGCGAGAAAACGGAAAGGAGCACAGAAAUCCUCGAAAUUUGAAGAGACGGACGAGAUCGUCGAGUUCAAGAAGGUCACUGGGAGACAUGUUGCCGACGACGUUGAUGCAUUCUUGGAGGAACGGGCCAAAUGGAAAGAGAUGAUUUCUUUUAAGCGGAAGUGGUCAGGGCAAUUGAAAAUGGCGGCGAACAAGAAGCAUGGGAUGACAAGGGACUCAUUAGAACUCUACGAGAACAUGCAAAAGUUCUCGCGUCAUAUGGACGCUCUGUUCAUAUUUCCUGAGGAUGCACAACCGGAAAUCACGCUGGUGCAAAGGCCAGCCAAAGAGGAUGAGCAUGAGGUCGGGACCUAG
This is a messenger RNA of Capronia epimyces CBS 606.96, 1377 nucleotides long. RefSeq lists its product as uncharacterized. The coding region runs from base 1 to 1377 and encodes 458 amino acids. Lineage: Eukaryota; Fungi; Ascomycota; Eurotiomycetes; Chaetothyriales; Herpotrichiellaceae. The record is from RefSeq and is a predicted model, not a curated record. The transcript has a single exon.